Centropristis striata (black sea bass) is the source of this 3640-nucleotide messenger RNA. RefSeq names its product inositol polyphosphate-5-phosphatase L (gene inpp5l). Bases 420 to 1604 code for a protein of 394 amino acids. The transcript has 16 exons. Gene Ontology annotation, biological process: phosphatidylinositol dephosphorylation. Lineage: Eukaryota; Metazoa; Chordata; Actinopteri; Perciformes; Serranidae. The record is from RefSeq and is a predicted model, not a curated record. Gene Ontology annotation, molecular function: inositol-polyphosphate 5-phosphatase activity.
CCGGUUGUCUGAGAGUCUCUUGGAGGCAGCAGCAGCAGAUGCGCCGUCCAUGCUGCUUUCUAAGUCCGCUAAGAAGCCACUAGUCCAAUUAACCGAGAGGAGGCGGAAAUCCACGCAUGCAUGCUAUUGAACUCCUCGGCUCCUCGAUGGAUAUGAGCGCCGCUGCGGUUUAUGAUGACGACCUGAUACGACGACAGCCCGCCAUAACCAAACAAGUUGGACCAGAAGCGACGCAGUAUCACCCCGUGGCAUGCCGGUGUAUUUUGAGUUGGUGGUAGUCGCGAUUUAGGCUCACACAUUAAGCCUUUUUAAGCUGCUGGAGAGUAUCUGUUGUAGGCCUGCACGCCGUGCGUCAUUUGGCGACGCUAACAAGGGGUUUCCUCUCCGCUCUGACUGUUUUGUGACGGUGGUUCGUUAACAUGGAAACGUACACUGAUGUGCUGCUCGUCACCGCAAAUGUCGGGUCACUCUUUGACAAUGUGGGUGAAAUUCAAAAUGAAUGGUUACAAGAAUUGUAUAAGACUAUCCACAGCCACAAGCCGCAGUUCAUCGCCCUGCACUUCCAGGAGGUGGGAGGGAAGGACUACAUGGUCAACAUGGGACACGCAGAAAACUUCUUUUGUAACAUUGAGUCCAGUGAGGAGAUGAAAGACUUCGACAGGGUCUGCAUCUACGUGGACAACCAGUUCCAAGCAGAAGACAGCUUCACGGCUUUGGGGAGCAUGUACUUCAUCCACAAGACACUGAAAAACAUCUAUCAGUAUGACUUUAAUGUUAAGGAUUUUAAAGCAGUGUCGGGACAGAACAAGCACGUGGGCUCUCUGGAAGGGGUCACCACAGUGGAGAAAGAAAAAUUCCCAAAGAAUUUCUGGCCUGAUUUCAAGUGGUCCAGAAAGGGCUUCAUGAGGACCCGCUGGAUCAUACACAACCAAGGCCUGGACUUUGUCAACGUCCACCUGUUCCACGAUGCCUCCAACCUCAUUGCCUGCAACUCGAGUCCUUCCAUUUACUCAGCCAACCGCAAAAACGCUCUCAGAUACGUCAUCAACAGGAUAUCAGACAGCCGUUACACUCCUCUGCCUUUCCUCGUGUUUGGAGAUUUCAACUUCCGUCUGGACACACUCAGUCUUGUGCAGCAUCUGUCCACUUCGGCAGACGUGCAGACAGUGAAGAAGGACAGCAGUAACAAAGUGGAAAAAAUCAUCUGCGAAGAAAAAGAUAACGAUCACAAGGUGCUGCUCCACAUCGAGGAGAAGCUGUUUGCUUACCUGAACCAGGCAGUUUUCAGGGAGGACAACGGCAGAGCACUUUUGAAGUAUGACAAAGAAGUCGCAGCCUUUCAUGAUGUUAUUAAGGAAGAGGCCAUCAAGUUUCCACCCAGCUACCCCUACAGUGAAGAGUACACUAAACCGACCCAGUACAUGAAUACUCGCUGUCCUGCCUGGUGUGAUCGGAUCCUGAUGUCACACAACACCCAAGAAUUCAUCCACAGGGGAGAUGACAGUGAGGAGAGCGUCGUUUACAACACAGUGGGUCCGAAUGUGUGUAUGGGAGACCAUAAGCCGGUUUUCUUGUCCUUCUCACUGAAGACGAAUGACCAUUGACUUGGAUCCUUCUCAAUGGUCAUUGACCGCAACAUCCUCACAGCUCUUCCUCAGUAUCAGUAUCAGAGGGUAAUCAGCAUGAUGGUUAUCCGACAAAAAAACCCCACCCAUCAUCCAGCAGCAGGUCUGGACACAGGUAGUCUUCGCUGUGCAAACCCACAUCACUGGCGUCUCACAAACGAAUGCCUCACUGCCACAUACUGUCGACCACAGCCCGAGGGACACGAGCACUGAUCUGUCAGCAGCUGUUAUGGAUUUUUGAGGCAUUUUUCCAGAUUCUCCAAUCACUCACUCUCUGAUCUGAAGUCCCCUGAGCUGUCUCCUGCAGCCGCGGAGAAGACAUGACUGCAGGGUGUCAGUCCUUCACAUGGACGUGUAUGCAAAACAUUGUUUUCUGAUUGUAGUUGUUGCAUUUUUUUUUUUAAAUGGCCUUUUUCUUACAGGCAGUGUCAGACAAACCCCAGACAAUGCAUCACAAAUGUACUCAUUCCUUAUUGGUCCUAAAAGAUUUAUUAAAUCAAUACCAUCUCACGCCACGUUAUAGCAACUGAACUAAAGCUUCCCUUUAGUACUUUUUAAAGAAGAAGUUCAUUCAGCAAAUCAGAAUCAAGUAUCAGGAUGUAAAUAACUUUUAGUUAAACAUUCCGAACAACAUUAUUACAAGCCACUAAUAAUAAUAAACAAAAAAAUAUGGGAUCUUUAACAUCAAGUGUUGGACCAGUCCUACUGAAUAUGCAUGUAUGCUUUUAUUUUAGAUUUUAUGCCAGUUUUAGUUGAGGUAUUUGUGUUUUGAAGUUGUUUACUAUGACUGUAAGCUGUAUUUUACACCACAAGGAUAUAGAGUAGAGGAAUGCUGCUGUGCCGGUUUCCUGAUGAGGUGUUUCGUUAGAUGACCUCCAUAAAUAACACGUAAUUUAUGUAGGACAUCUCACUGGCAUGUCUUUCAUAACGUAUUUACUUUAUCACAGCGGCUUUAACUAUGUUACACAACUCUGAAGUACAAAUCAAAAUAACCUUAAGGAUUGAUUUUGAUGAAUGUAUAUGAUGUAGAAAUGACACUAGACAGUGGACGAAAAGGCCAAUAACAUCCUAAAGCAACAACAGCAGUCUGCUCUGUUUAUGAAUGCUGCGGUAGGAGCUGAAUUUAUUAAUAUAAUACAGCAGCAGAGUGUUUCACCCUGUUGAAUUUAAAGUGACAUUCUUUUGCUGUUUUUCUUAUGUACCAAGUGUACGUCAAUACCAAGUGCUUUAUUCCACAAGCUAUAACUCAGCAGUUCUCAAUUUCUCGAUUUAAGCCGUCCUCACUCAGAAAGUUUUCUUUACAGUUUGUCUUCGCGGGAAUCUUUUCCACCCUGAUCUGGUUGGCAUCGACCUUAUUUCAUUGCCAAAAGAAUUAUACUGUAGGUCUCACAUGUUUACUUCUAACUGUACUUAACGGGUGUGGGUGUUUUUAUCACAUGGUUUCACUUGAAGCUCACAAAGUCCUGUAUAUAUACAGCAUACACACACACACACACACACACACACACACACACACACACACACACGUGUGCACCUACACAGCACAAAAGGCACUAUUUGCUUUUGGAUAGAUUUUUGUCUUAUAUUUUGUUGUUGAUUCAUAGUGUCCUGAUGUAGCACCAGUGCUGUAUAAUAUUUUUGAUGUGUAUUAAUGGUUAGAUUUUCUUUCUUUUUUUAAUCUGGCUUUAAUAACGACUAAUUGAAAAUCCACAUAUAAAUGUUUUGAGUGUUUUGUGAAAUGUCUUACACGGCUUGAUGGAACAGCACACUUUCCAUAUUCAUACAAAAAUACUUUUCAUGCAUAAAUCCACACUUAUUCAUAUGAAGUUUGGACUAUCAGCCAUGUUUGUACAGUGAGACUGAAGCCUCGCCAUAACAAGAUUAAGUUAACAGUUUGUAAGUAAUACACUUGGGAGUGGAGUUAUAAGGCCAGUAUUACAUUUAGAAAUAACUCUGGUCAAACACUACAGCAUUGUCAUAUUUCACUUUUGUAAAUAAAAUAUUACCCUCAUCAA